AUGCCUCGCUCCUCUCAUCCCUCGUCUAAGUACACGACACCACCGCGAUGUGAAAAUCGACCGUCAGCCCAAAGGAUGGGUAACACAGGGGGUCGGCUGUGUGUCAGACCUUACUGCGCGCGCGUUAGACGUACCGCCCUUCCUCUCGUGGCCGUUCCUUCGCUGAUCUCCUCUUUCUCUCGCGGUCGGCCCAGCCUAUGUUUUGCGUCCUACAACCUGGCAAAUCCUUCCGGCUCUUCCAUACCGAUUUUCCUGUUCUUUUCUCAGUGAAGGUUCUCUUACGAGCACAGUCAAGUAUUUAAAAAUGGCCGCCAGGUACGAUGAAGGCCCGGAGCUGGCCCCCCAACACCAUUAUCCCGAGGUAUACCACCCUCCGCCGCAACAGUCGCAUCCCACGUCGCCUCAACCGAUUCCCGUCACGCCGAUGAAGCAAGAAAACUCGACAUACGGCGGAUACCCGGUCUCUGGCAUCGACCAGUCCGUUUACGGUCACCCUGCCGGCGGCGAAACCGCCUUGCCACAGAAGAAGAAGACUAUCUGCGGCUGUACUUUUCUCGUCUUUCUCCUGUCCGUCAUCAUCGCGGUAUUGGCGGCGGCCGUCAUCGGACUGGCAGCAGGCACCGGGGUGGAGGCAAGCCGCGCGAACCAGGCACUCAAUAAGCUGGCGGCUCUGGAAGCAUCAGCGACCAACGGAGCGUCAGCCACGGCGACGGUGACGGUCCCAAGCGCGACUCCGACGGCAACCAGCUUUGCCUCUCUCACCAACAACUGCUCCAACAAAGAUGAGACAACCACUGGUCAGACGUACACCACAGACUUUUACGGAAAGAGGACGUUUGUGCAGUUCUGCAACUCAAACGCCCCCAAUGCACCCCUGAUGAGCCUGUUCACCGCCAACUUCAACAACUGCAUGGACGCCUGCGCCGCCUUCUCCUCGUACGAACCCGGCUUUAACGGCAACGCCACGUGCGAGGGCGUGAGCUUCAUUCCGCUCUGGACGACGAGGUCGGGGGCCGUCGACGGCAAGGCGCCGGGCAAUUGCUACCUCAAGCCAGGGCCACAGUCGCGGGAGGGGCUGGAGACGCCAAAUAUCGGCACCGAAUGCCACGCAGCUAUCAUAAACUCUUGAUGGAGGGGGAAUUGAGAUGAACGGGUACGGGAUGGGACGGGUGAAACGGCGCAGGUUUUUGUAUGUGUUCUAUACCAUUUGUCGGUUGAUUUUCGGUAUGCUCAGUCUGGAUCGAGUCGGUGUCUAAUAGAAGGGAAGCGGGGCCCCUAGGCGAAGAUGUCUUCAAUGCCCUUGAAAACCAAAGAGGGGAUAUCCGACCAAGACUGGCUAAGAAUUAGAUUCUUCGUACGGCUCGGGCAUGGGUUAAAAAUGGAAACGUGUCCACGUUGUCGACAUCGACUAAACGUAGUGUGGUCUGUGAUGUUUAUGCCAGCACCUCGGCAGCUUGAGUCAAUAACAGACUCUAUCUAACUUUUGAGGUUCCGAGAAGCGCGGGGAGCCAAAGAUGGUUCUUUCAUUCCAAAAAGGGUGCCGAUGGUUGCAAAGUGAGGAUAGAUAGACCAAGCAUUAGUCGAGUGCAAGUCCGAAUGCAUCUAUUCAACCUCUGGCAGGCCGUCGCGGGGCCGGACGGAGGGGGGCACUAGACGUUGGGACGGUUCCCAUUGACGCGGUAUUCCGUCAACGGUCGGGGCCGGCAUCCGGCACUGACAUGAGCGGGGAAAGCGUCCCGUCGUUUUCUCUUUUCUCUCCCCGCGACUUUUCCAAUCCUAUGGUCACGACAACCUCUAGUCUACGUACCAACUUGCCCGAUGUAGGUAAAUACCCAGACAGGUAUGUAUAUAAGUACCUUUGGGAGAUGCAGAUGAGUUCUUAUGUAUGCGGACACCCCACCCAGACUCUAUUUCUUUGAGCAGAUCAGGCCAUCUCCUCUUGGCUCGGCCUGCUGAUUCAUUGUCUGCCCGCCGUUCGGUUUACAGACGUAGAAACCCACGCGCCGGCCUGUAGUCCAGGCUUGCCCGGCUUUGGCUCCAGUGUCGCGCGCCGGGACCACCACGAGCCGACGGGCUGCUGGGCCGAUCUCGCUCGCUUCAAACGGUUUUAUCCACUCGGAGCCGCUACAGAGCGACGGAAGCCAUUUUCUGGCAACCGAACGGUCUUGAUACCGUCCGACCUCGCAGAUGACCGGCCCUGGCCUGGUUGGCACGCCUUGGUGGUACGGUGGCGGAGGCGGAGACUCCUUCUGGCUUGCGGUCGGUAUCGGUAUGCGGCUAAAAACUCGAUGACGCCAGUACGAAAUUGGUGGAUCAAAUCCAAGAGAGUUGUACCGAGGUGACUGAUUGACGAGAAGACGGUUGACAGCAACACUGUCUGCUUUCUUCAACGACGUUUGAGGACGGUGAGUCCAGUCCAAAUCGCGAGAGUACACAAUAACAGAGAGGUAAGCACCAACGGCGAGCCAAGUUGUUAGGGUCUCGGUAAUUUGAAAAGUAAGUGUAAACUUCGGCCAAAGCCGUGGUUCAUACGCCGCCAGUGUUAGAGAAUGGUUCGAAAAAGUAGGGUUCCGCGCUUGCUUCCUCUACGCAUGGGCGGCGCAGUUUCUGGUGGCCGAAAGCGUUGUCGAUGUGUUGGGACUUGGGGGUGAAUGGCUGCCGUCUGCGGGUCAAUUAUUAAUACAUGUUACACAGGCGGCGUCUGAGUACUCAGUAGCCACACAACCCUUACGUUCGGCAUGGUGUGGACGUCCUCACCGUAAGACGGACAUGUCUUGUCAAGCGGAAUGGUUCCACGCCCAGAUUGCGUUGCAACCUGCUCACGGGAUGUACGAUGGAUACCAACCAGGGAGCGAACCAACACUCCGAACCGCAGACUCUCGUUCACACACACACACACACACACACACACACACACACACACUCUCUCUCUCUCUCUCUCUCUCUCUCUCUCUCUCUCUCUCUCUCUCUCUCUCUCUCUCUCGUGCGCGCCCGCAGAUCGAUAGGCUUGGCCGUUGAUAGUUGAUUUCGUCUUCCGCAGUACGGAACCAGCAUGAGGCUUCUAGAAAGCACCCCGGAAAUUGGCUGGUUAUGCUACUAGACAACCCUGAAGCCUCCAACCUCCUCUCUCGUACUUGCGAUAUCGACGUUGUGGUGCGGGACAUGCUGACAGCCAUUGGGAGGUCAUGGAAUGAUGUUAUAAUAGUGUGUUACUGAAUGAAAUCUCAGGUUCUUGGGAAUGCCCUU
This is a messenger RNA of Colletotrichum destructivum, 3246 nucleotides long. RefSeq lists its product as uncharacterized. Lineage: Eukaryota; Fungi; Ascomycota; Sordariomycetes; Glomerellales; Glomerellaceae. The transcript has 3 exons. The record is from RefSeq and is a predicted model, not a curated record. The coding region runs from base 305 to 1129 and encodes 274 amino acids.